UGUUUCUUCUGUGAUGAUCGCUGCUGUAUUGCUUUAUUCUUUAGUAUUUUUAAAUACCCACAACAGAGUGCAUUAACCGAUGGCGUUAAGACAGAUAGAUGACAUAUUUUGAUGAUUAGAAUUUACAUGAGCUAAUCCGAUCAUGAAGACUGACACUUGCUACUGUGGUGAAAAUGUAUCCAAGUUACAAGAACAUGUACUACAGUGCACAAUAUGCAAGAAGAAAUUUCAUUUUGAGUGUCUUAAAACAGGGAGACCAACCCCUCUUGAAGGAGAUACUUUCUUUGCCCUAACUUGUCAGGAAUGCAGUGACACUGGGGAGGAGAGAUGUACCAGACAGAAACUGCAGUGGACCCAGGUUGUUGUGCUGGCACUGUACAAUCUACAGUUACAAGGAGCUGGAAAGUGUGGCUAUUUCCGCUGGAAGGAACAUAUUUGUGCUUUUAUUGAUAAGCACUGGAUUCAUUUAUUUGAUGCCUCAAAAAAGAAGACGUCAACCUGGCAUGGUACAGUUGCUGGUGCCCUGUCUGCAGGCUGCCCUAAAUACUUUGUCUCUGGUCAACUGGAGCUAAAGGAAUCAGGAUGGUGGAAGUUAACAGAGAUGAAACCACUUUCACUUGAUCAAGAGUCGGGCCAGAGACAUGGCAAGAAACAAAAGUUGGACUCUAAGGAAUCUCUGGCAGUAAAAAUGGAAGGUCUGAGAACCAGAGCUAGGAAGACGUCCAUACAAGCUGCAAUUGAACUGAAAGCAAGACGCUCGGUAACACAGGAAGCCAAAGACAUCAGAAAAACUCGUUCCAGCACUGAUUCAGGUACUGAUUUCACAAUGGAUGUUGAUAAACCCAUCAGCAACAUGACUGUUCCACAACCACCAGUGCUGAGAACAGGCAGAACCACCAGGUCCUCAUCAGCUGUCCCCAGUGCACAGGGAGCAGCUUCAGAAGAGAUGGAUGUGAUGGCAGACAGUCAGCAGGAUGCUCUUGAUGCCAUGGGGAAAGGUUCAUGGUUCACUGAAAAAGAUUUGAAACCUCCAGGUAUGAGGUGA
Lingula anatina is the source of this 1045-nucleotide messenger RNA. RefSeq names its product cysteine-rich protein 2-binding protein. The record is from RefSeq and is a predicted model, not a curated record. Lineage: Eukaryota; Metazoa; Brachiopoda; Lingulata; Lingulida; Lingulidae. Gene Ontology annotation, molecular function: histone acetyltransferase activity.